Penaeus monodon (black tiger shrimp) is the source of this 1797-nucleotide messenger RNA. RefSeq lists its product as uncharacterized. The transcript has 2 exons. Bases 138 to 1754 code for a protein of 538 amino acids. The record is from RefSeq and is a predicted model, not a curated record. NCBI's taxonomy places the organism in Eukaryota, Metazoa, Arthropoda, Malacostraca, Decapoda, Penaeidae.
AGCAGUGCCCAAGCAGCAACUCUUCAAACACCUCAGAUGGCCAUGACUAGCAGUGAUCAUACAGUGACUCCCGAAACACUUCAGAUGGCCAUGGGAGAAUCUAGCAGUCCCAGCCAGCAUCUGUUCAGACAACUCAGAUGAUCAUACCAGAAACCAGUAGGACCCAGGCAGUGAUCCAACAAGCAGUGACUUCAGACAUAGAUUGGCAAGAAAUGCAUUUUGUGAGGCCGCUAUUACCACAGGACACGGGCAGUGUGAAAGCAGUGAUUUGUCAGACACCACAGGUGGCUGAAGAAGGAACGAGCAGUGCCCAUGCACUGAUCCAGCAAGCAGUAUCUUCCAAACUAGAUUUGGAAGAAUCACAUCCAGCGGUUUCACUGUUACUGCAGGACACCAGUAGUGUGAGAACAAUGGUUCAUCAGACAGCGCAGAUGGCCAAGGAAGAAAUAGCCAGUGGCCAGAUUGUGACUGUGACACAUCAAAUGCCCUUGGGAGAAGCUAGGAAUGCCCAGGCAGUGAUUCAGCAAGCAACAUCUUCAAGGCUACAUUUAGACGAAACACAUUCAGUGAUUCCACUAGUGCCACAGGACACUGGCAGUGUGAGAUCAGUGAUUCAUCAGACGCCACAGAUGACCGAAGAAAGAAUUAUCAGUAUUCAGACAGCUCAGGCUAAACAAAUGGCCAUGGAAGAAGAUGGCAAUGCCCAAGUAGUGGCUCUUCAAAUACCACAGAUGGCCACGGGAAGGGCUGCCAGUGCCCAGGCAGUGGCUGUUCAGAUACCUCAGAUAGCCUCAGACGGAACCAGCAGUGUCCAGGCAGAGACUGCUCAUAUUACACAGAUGGCCAUGGAAGAAACUAGCAGUGCCCAGGCAGUAACUCAUCAGUCACCACAAUCACAGCUGGGCGUGGAAAGGGCUAGCAGAGUCCAGGCAGUGUCCCAGGUGGCUUUGAAAGAGGCUGGCAGUGCUCAGGCCAUCAUCCAACAAGCAAUGGCCUCACAGUUAUUGGAGGAAACACAUUCAGUGAUUCCACUUUUGCCACAGGGCGCCGGCAGUUUCAGAGCAGAGAUUCGUCAGACUCCUCAGGUGGCUAAAGAAGGAAUAGACAGUGCUCAAACAGUGAUUGUUCAAACACCACAGACGACCUCGGGAGAUACUAGCAGUAUCCAGGCAGUGACAGUUCAAACCCAUCAGAUGGCCAUGGGAAAGGCUUUUAGUGCUCAAGAAUUGACUAUUCAGACAUCACAGAUGGACAUGGAAGGAGGUAUAAGUGCCCAAGCAGUGAUAAAUGAAACACCUCAGAUCGACGUGGAUGCAAUUAGCAGUGCCCAGGCAGUGAAUGUUCACACACUUCAGAUGGCUGGGGGAGCGGCUAGCAGUGCCCAGCCAGUGACUAUUCAAAUAUCGCAGAUACCCGUGAGAGAGGCUAGCAGUGCAGAGGUAGUGACUACUCAAAUGCCGCAAAUGGCCAUGGGAGAGGCUAGCAGUGCCCAGGUAGUGCCUCUUCAUACAGCUCAGAUGGCCCUGGCAGAGGCUAGCAGUGCCCAAGCAGUGCCUCUUCAUACACCUCAGAUGGCCAUGGGAGAGGCUAGCAGUGCCCAGGCAGUGACUCUCCAUACGCCUCAGAUGGCCCGGGCAGAGGCUAGCAGUGCCCAGGCAGUGACUCUCCAUACGCCUCAGAUGGCCCUGGGAGAGGCUAGCAGUGCCCAGGCAGUGACUCUUCCAUACGCCUCAGAUGGCCAUGGGAGAGGCUAGCAGUGCCCAGGCAGUGACUCUCCAUACGCCUCAGAUGGCCCUG